AUUCCGCCACGAGCGUAUAUAUAUAGUCUCAGAUCGAGAAAACCCGCACUGCGUUAGGGUUUUGGAAAUCCUUCCUCGUCGCCGCGCGUCUUAGAUUUUAAUUAUCUAUUUACCUGUUGAUCAUUUACAUUAGACAAGAUGGUGAAGUUCACAGCUGAAGAGCUUCGAAGGAUUAUGGAUCUUAAGCAUAAUAUUCGUAACAUGUCUGUUAUCGCUCAUGUUGAUCAUGGAAAAUCAACUCUGACUGAUUCUCUUGUGGCUGCUGCGGGCAUUAUUGCACAGGAAGUUGCCGGCGAUGUUCGAAUGACGGAUACUCGUCAAGAUGAGGCUGACCGAGGCAUCACUAUCAAGUCUACCGGCAUCUCGCUCUACUAUGAGAUGGCAGACGAAACUCUGAAGAACUACAAGGGUGAGAGGGCAGGAAAUGAAUAUCUUAUCAAUCUGAUUGAUUCGCCAGGACACGUGGAUUUCUCGUCCGAAGUUACAGCCGCACUACGAAUUACUGAUGGCGCUCUCGUUGUCGUCGACUGUGUUGAGGGCGUCUGCGUCCAGACGGAAACGGUCCUGCGACAAGCUCUCGGAGAAAGAAUCAGACCCGUCUUAACCGUUAACAAGAUGGAUCGAUGUUUCCUCGAGCUUCAGGUUGAAGGUGAAGAAGCUUACCAGACUUUUCAGCGGGUCAUCGAGAGCGCAAAUGUUAUUAUGGCUACAUAUGAGGAUCCUCUUCUGGGUGAUGUCCAAGUCUACCCUGAGAAGGGUACUGUCGCAUUCUCCGCAGGGCUGCAUGGUUGGGCUUUUACGCUGACAAAUUUUGCUAAAAUGUAUGCUUCGAAGUUUGGGGUGGAUGAGAGCAAGAUGAUGGAGCGACUUUGGGGUGAGAAUUUCUUUGAUCCGGCCACGAAGAAGUGGACUACCAAGAACACUGGCUCGCCCUCUUGCAAGCGUGGUUUCGUCCAGUUCUGCUACGAACCGAUCAAGCAGAUUAUUAACACCUGCAUGAAUGAUCAGAAGGACAAGUUGUGGCCGAUGCUGUCGAAGCUUGGGGUCUCAAUGAAAUCUGAAGAGAAGGAACUCGUUGGGAAGGCACUGAUGAAGCGGGUGAUGCAGACUUGGUUGCCAGCUAGCAACGCUCUUCUUGAGAUGAUGAUAUUUCACCUCCCGUCUCCGGCGAAGGCCCAGAAGUAUCGUGUUGAGAAUCUAUACGAAGGUCCUCUUGAUGAUCAAUAUGCUAAUGCUAUCAGAAACUGUGAUCCUGAAGGUCCUCUAAUGCUUUAUGUUUCAAAAAUGAUUCCUGCAUCGGAUAAGGGCAGGUUCUUUGCUUUUGGUCGGGUUUUUUCAGGCAAGGUCUCGACUGGUUUGAAGGUGAGAAUCAUGGGACCAAACUAUGUUCCAGGCCAGAAGAAGGAUUUAUAUGUCAAGAGCGUCCAGCGUACUGUUAUCUGGAUGGGGAAGAAGCAAGAGUCUGUGGAGGAUGUGCCCUGCGGUAACACCGUCGCCAUGGUUGGACUCGAUCAAUUCAUCACGAAGAAUGCUACUCUUACUAAUGAGAAGGAGGUUGAUGCCCAUCCUAUCAGAGCCAUGAAAUUCUCCGUCUCUCCCGUCGUUCGUGUCGCUGUGAGCUGCAAGGUCGCCUCUGAUCUCCCAAAGCUUGUGGAAGGUUUAAAGCGCCUCUCAAAAUCUGAUCCCAUGGUCGUCUGUGCCAUCGAGGAAUCCGGCGAGCAUAUUGUUGCAGGGGCCGGUGAGCUCCACCUCGAGAUCUGCCUGAAAGAUUUGCAGGAUGAUUUCAUGGGUGGCGCGGAGAUUGUCGUGUCUGACCCUGUUGUCUCUUUCCGUGAAACCGUUAUUGACAAAUCCAGCAGAACAGUGAUGAGCAAGUCUCCUAACAAGCAUAACCGGCUUUACAUGGAAGCACGACCCUUGGAAGAGGGCUUAGCAGAGGCCAUUGAUGAUGGCCGUAUUGGUCCGCGCGAUGACCCCAAGGUCCGUGCCAAGGUGCUGUCUGAAGAAUUUGGGUGGGACAAAGAUCUAGCAAAGAAGAUCUGGUGUUUUGGCCCGGAGACCACUGGACCAAACUUGGUGGUCGACAUGUGCAAGGGAGUCCAGUACUUGAACGAAAUCAAGGACUCCGUCGUCGCUGGUUUUCAGUGGGCUUCAAAGGAGGGUGCCCUCGCAGAGGAGAACAUGCGAGGGAUAUGCUUUGAAGUAUGUGACGUCGUACUCCAUGCCGACGCGAUUCACAGAGGCGGCGGGCAAGUGAUUCCGACCGCAAGGAGAGUUAUAUACGCCUCUCAACUGACGGCGAAACCCAGGCUUCUGGAGCCUGUAUAUCUGGUGGAGAUCCAAGCUCCGGAGCAGGCUCUUGGAGGCAUAUAUGGCGUUCUGAACCAGAAAAGAGGCCAUGUGUUUGAAGAAAUGCAGAGGCCGGGCACUCCUCUCUACAACAUCAAAGCUUACUUACCCGUCGUUGAGUCGUUCGGUUUCUCGACGGCUCUGAGGGCGGCGACCUCUGGCCAGGCCUUCCCGCAGUGUGUGUUCGAUCACUGGGACAUCAUGUCGUCGGAUCCGUUGGAGGCGAAUUCGCAGGCGGGGCAACUCAUAACGGACAUUCGGAAGAGGAAGGGUCUGAAGGAGCAGAUGACCCCUCUGUCGGAAUUUGAAGAUAAGCUGUAAGAGAAAUUUUGAACUCCAAUCUGUAGGUUGGUGGUUAUGAGUCCUCUUUGAAGGUUCGUCUGUCCCUUUUUUUUACCCUGUUUCUCUGUUUUUGUUCUGCGGGUUAUUUUAUGAACUAUUUUUGUUGUUGCACUAAUUUUAUUUGUGGUUGGACUUUGUAUGUCACAUACUUGCUGUAUUCUAAGUUAAUUUUGAACAUGUUAUUGUCUUUUUUGUUAUAAUUA
Molecule: messenger RNA, 2894 nt
Organism: Phalaenopsis equestris
Lineage: Eukaryota; Viridiplantae; Streptophyta; Magnoliopsida; Asparagales; Orchidaceae
Product: elongation factor 2
Exons: 3
Coding region: 139-2670 (843 amino acids)
Biological process (GO): translational elongation
Cellular component (GO): cytosol; ribonucleoprotein complex
Molecular function (GO): GTP binding; ribosome binding; translation elongation factor activity
Source: RefSeq, a predicted model, not a curated record